AUGUGGGACACACAACCUUCUGGAAGGCAAAAGCCAAAGGCCAAAGUCCAGAGGCCAUGCCCAUGCAGUUACUCAUUCCCAAGAAGGCAUCAAAGAGUUAUACAAUGGCCACCUUCGCUUUAUCUCUAUGCAAAGCUUUGUGCAAUUCUUCUUCCGGAUGCCUGCAGUCAAAAGAAGGAAGUUUCAAGCUUUGUCCACAUAACCGAUAUUCUUAGGCCGCCGGACUGUGUCCCUCCCUUGCUUCUGAAUGCAUACAGCCCAACAGUCAAACCGGAGGCCAGAAACUCAGUGGAGACUGGAAUUGGUUCUCAAACUAAGAUAUCAUUGAGGAAUCUGAGAGAGGAGGCUGGCAAGUUCUACGACAUCAGAUUGCAGACCACAGCCCCCAAAAGUUUUUCAAAAGAAAAGAAAAGAGGAGAAAAGAUUGUGCUUCGCUUUCGCCCUUCUCAUGUGGCAAGUAAUUUCAACCAAAAGCUGAAGACCGCACAACAACUAUUUUGGUUACUAGAAAUAGAGGCACUGAGGCUGAACACCGGUAAAGCUGCCAAGGAUCCCAGCAGUCAGGAAUGUGCAGCCUGUAAGCAGACAUUUCAGUACAUAACAGGAACUGAACAGAUGUAUCAUCAGCAACAGCUCCACAACCGUAACCAGCACCUGUCCUCAAGCCCGGGCUUACCUCCUGAGAAGCAGUUUCUCCUGCAAGGAGGAGGAGAUGCAGGACUCGUCCUCUCCACCGAUGCUAAGCCUAGAUUGAAAUGGACACCAGAGCUGCAUGAACGUUUUGUGGAGGCAGUACAUCAGCUAGGAGGGCCAGACAAAGCUACGCCAAAAACAAUCAUGAGGCUGAUGGGAAUCCCUGGACUCACCCUGUACCAUCUUAAGAGCCAUCUCCAGAAAUACAGACUCAGCAAGAAUCUCCAGGCCCAAGCUAAUGCUGUCAACGCAAAGAAUGUGUUAAGCUGCAGGACAGGAACAGACAACCCAUGCGAAGGGAGCGGAUCACCACCACCACACUUGAACCUAGAGCCCCAGAUAAACAGGUCAAUGCACAUAAGUGAAUCCCUCCAGAUGCAGAUCGAAGUUCAGAGACGGCUUCAUGAGCAGCUAGAGGUUCAGAGACACCUGCAGCUGCGGAUCGAAGCGCAGGGCAAGUACCUGCAGUCCGUGCUGGAGAAGGCGCAGGAGGCGCUGGCCAAGCAGAGCGUCCACCUCGACGGCGGUGAGACGCCGACACAGCAGCUGUCGGAGAUCAUCUCGAGAGCCACGGCGACGAGGCGCGCCCAUGUCCAGCAGGAGCACCUCCACCAGCACCAGCGCCACCUAGGCGGCGAUGGAUCGGUGGACAGCUGCCUGACCGCAUGCGAGGGGUCCCAGUGCCAGAGGGAGAGGGAGAGGGAGAGGGACCAGGACCUGCUGUCCAUCGGCCUCUCGUCUGCUGCACCGCCUCCCACUCCCAGCGGAGGCUACAACAACGACAGAGGCGGCGCCACCGCCACCGCCAUCUGCAAGGAGUUCCUGUUUCUUGACGAGCCCGGCAGGAGAGAAGGAGGAGGAGGAGGGUCCUCGGAUGACCAUGGCCAGCAGGAGCUGGACCUUAGCAUCAACGGCAGGAGCAAUCCACCAAGGCCUCGCGACAGCCAAAGGAUCGACCUGAACGGGUCGAGCUGGAACUGA
Miscanthus lutarioriparius is the source of this 1674-nucleotide messenger RNA. The record is from the annotation of a GenBank genome assembly. Lineage: Eukaryota; Viridiplantae; Streptophyta; Magnoliopsida; Poales; Poaceae.